UUUGCUCUCGUGACGAGAUCGCUGAGCUUACCCAGCCCGCGUGUCUGUCUCUGAGGCGGUUGUUUGGCGCGUCGAAGCGGCUGCGCUGGGCCGUCAGCCCGCCCCGAGAGGCGCUUGUGUCCCUUCCUCCUCCUUUCCCCGCUGCAGGGCCGGGCCGGGCUCUGGCGGUUGAUUGGGGCGGUCCCAAAGGAGGAGUCCACAGCUUGUUCCGAGCCGCCCGCUUCGUCAGUCAGCCAGUGCCGCUUCCUUUUAUCGGUCGCGCUUGAAGCGUUUAUACGGCCGUUGCCUCGACAGACUUCCUCACCCAACUCAGCUUGCCAUGGCCGCCCGCGGUGGGUUUUCGCUCACGCCGCCGCCCCCGGGAGGGCCCCUGCCGGCUGCCUCCGCGGCGGCUGCCGCCCCUCCUCUCCCCGCCCCAGGACCCGGAGGAGGGCUCUUGCGAGGAUCCAGUCCGGCCGGGGCUACCCCAUACCGGCCCAUGGGGCAUGCCGCUCAGUUCCAACGCCCUGGGAUGCUGCCUGGUGGCCGGAUGCCCAUGGCAGGAUUGCAAGUGGGAUCUCCCUCAGGGCCUCCGUAUGGAACAGCUUCUCCACUGAGACCUGGAAUGCCCCAGUCCAUGAUGGAUCCGUUCCGGAAGCGCCUGGUUGUGCCACAGACCCAGCUGCCUCCAUCACUAACCCAAAGGCGAGGGUUGAAAAGGAGGAAGAUGGCAGACAAGAUCUUACCACAGAGGAUUCGUGAGCUAGUCCCAGAGUCUCAGGCCUACAUGGAUUUACUAGCCUUUGAACGCAAGCUGGACCAGACCAUUGCCCGCAAGAGGAUGGAGAUCCAAGAGGCAAUCAAGAAACCUUUGACGCAAAAGCGGAAGCUUCGUAUUUAUAUCUCCAAUACCUUUACACCUGGCAAGGAGGAAUCUGAAGGUGGUGAGCGCAUAGCUUCAUGGGAACUUCGUGUGGAAGGCAAACUCUUAGAUGAUCCAAGCAAACAGAAGAGGAAGUUCUCAUCCUUUUUCAAGAGCUUGGUCAUUGAGCUGGACAAAGAGUUGUAUGGCCCAGACAACCACCUGGUGGAGUGGCACCGGAUGCCCACAACCCAAGAGACAGAUGGCUUCCAAGUCAAGCGCCCAGGCGAUGUCAAUGUGAAAUGCACCCUGCUGCUCAUGCUGGACCACCAGCCUCCCCAGUACAAGCUGGAUCCCCGUUUGGCUCGCCUGCUGGGUGUCCACACGCAGACUCGCGCCAGCAUCAUGCAAGCUCUGUGGCUCUACAUCAAACACAACAAGCUCCAGGACAGUCAUGAGAGAGAGUACAUCAACUGCAACCGCUACUUUCGCCAGAUCUUUGGCUGCAUGCGCAUGCGAUUCUCUGAGAUCCCCAUGAAGCUGGCAGGGCUCCUGCAACAUCCAGAUCCCAUUGUUAUCAACCAUGUGAUCAGUGUGGAUCCUAACGACCAGAAGAAGACUGCCUGCUAUGAUAUUGAUGUGGAAGUGGAUGACCCCUUGAAGGCACAAAUGAGCAACUUCUUGGCCUCCACCACCAACCAGCUGGAAAUUGCCUCCCUGGAUGUCAAGAUCCAUGAGACUAUUGAGUCUAUCAACCAGCUGAAGACGCAACGAGAUUUCAUGCUGAGUUUCAGUAACAACCCCCAGGACUUCAUACAGGAGUGGAUCAGAUCUCAACAGAGGGACUUAAAGAUCAUCACUGAUGUGGUUGGGAACCCUGAAGAGGAGAGACGGGCAGAGUACUACCAGCAACCAUGGAUGCAGGAGGCUGUUGGGAGACACAUCUUUGCCAAGGUUCAGCAGCGCAGACAAGAACUGGAACAAGUGCUUGGUGUCCGCCUUACCUAGUACUGCCAUCUUCAGCAACCCUUCUGCACCUUGUGGUACUCUGGAAUGGACUGACAGGCAGAUAAUGUUCAUCAGGGCUGGGGGUGUUCUGCCUCCAUUGCUCUCAUUUGGGGAGGGGGGAGCUUAUCCAGUAUCCACCUGGGACUAUACAAGGCUUAAAGCCUCCUUUAGAGAGAAAAGGGAGCUCCUCUCCCCCAGCAGGCCCCUUGCCCUUCCUACGCGCUUUGCAUCUGGGACACUGGGAAUUUUUGAGUUGCCUUCUACCUCUUAGCCAAGUCUUAGCAGCCUCCUUUGCAAUGUAGGAAGGCUGCCACUGCUGCUCAACUUUAACCAAAGCUUUCUCCAUUCCAAACUGCCAGCCUUGCUGGCUGGUAUUUAGUCUUUGCACUAUCUUUUUUUGGGAGUAGGUUUUUGGUGGUUGUUUUUUGUAACAGAGGAAGUUUGUUAAUGUGUACUGAUGCCCUUCCACUCUAUGCAACUGCUGUUGUGGUUUUGAAGAGGGGCUUUUUUGCUCAGGCCUUUGCUGUUAAUGACAAUCCAUUGAUAUUUUUUCCUUGGUUCUCCAGCAUGAGAUUUAAAAGGCGAAUAGUGGAGACCAGUUCUUCUGUGGCCAGGCUACAUGUGCUGCAGGAAACAUUUCUGAGGCUAUUAGCCCAGGGGAGAUUAAGUGCCUUCGUUCCCCGAGCUCCUCAGCACUUAAACUAGAAUAUACUCUUCCUGCUUUCUGAUCCUUCUCUUGAAAUGUAGUUGGCCAAGUAGGAGCUGAUGGGAUGUUCACUUACUAUAAGCAAGAAUGUUACCAGUUUCUAUGUUGAAUGUUUUCUAAUAAAAAAACUUUUUAAGCAGCA
Rhineura floridana is the source of this 2697-nucleotide messenger RNA. RefSeq names its product SWI/SNF related, matrix associated, actin dependent regulator of chromatin, subfamily d, member 2 (gene SMARCD2). The transcript has 13 exons. The record is from RefSeq and is a predicted model, not a curated record. Lineage: Eukaryota; Metazoa; Chordata; Lepidosauria; Squamata; Rhineuridae. Bases 320 to 1849 code for a protein of 509 amino acids. Gene Ontology annotation, cellular component: SWI/SNF complex; nucleus. Gene Ontology annotation, biological process: regulation of transcription by RNA polymerase II.